AUGGCUGAAGAUCCAGAAAUCUUGAAGCUGCAACCUGGAGACAAUUCAGCGAUAAGCCUGGUGACCACACUAUUUGAUGGAAUGAAUUUUCUUUCAUGGAGCCGUUCUAUAAAGCUAGCACUCACAGCAAAAAUGAAACUCUCCUUCAUCAAUGGAGAAAAUAAAAAACCAGAGAAGAAUGCCAAGGAAUUUGAACAAUGGAUAAGGACGGAUUCUAUGGUGGCUUCAUGGAUACUAAAUUCCAUCAAGAGAAAGAUAGCAGAUUGUUUUAUGUACACAAACACAUCAAGAGCACUAUGGAAAGAAUUGAAGAAUAGAUAUGGCCAAAGUAAUGGGCCAAUGGAAUACCAACUCAAGAAGGAAUUAGGUGCUACCACUCAAGGGACGAUGUCUUUAUCAGCAUACUUCUCCAAACUCAUGAGAUUGUGGGAUGAACUGGCUUUUUAUGACAAUGUAAGGAGCCAAGUUCUUGUAAUGGAACCAAGGCCAGACAUCAACAAAGCAUACUCCAUGGUGCUCAAUGUUGAAAAGCAGAGGGAAGUGAACUUUGGACAACCACAAACGGCCCCUAACAUGGCUAUGCAAGACCUCAAGACUAGAGAGAUCAUUGGGAUAGGAUGCUUAGUAGGAAAUCUCUAUGUCAUCAAGACUGAAUCCUUUGACAAAAGAUUCAUAGAAGAUGUACUUACAAACUUCAGAAAUACUGGUUUUAUAGCUGCUAAAACCUAUAAGCAACCUAUUAAUAGUAUUAUAGAGGAUGAAGAUGAUCAAGAUACCCUUUCACAACCUAAUCCUGAGACUAUAGAAGAAACUCCAGUUAUUGAUCAACAAGAACAUGAGCAAAUGUCAGAUGACAUGAAUCUGAGGAGAUCUAGAAGACAAAAUGUAAGACCUACAAAGUUCCAAGACUAUGUUUGUGUCUGUAAGAAAGAAGACAAUGACAUUCUUACUGUUAAACUUCAGAACAACAUGAAUACAUACAUAAACACUGUUAGUGACCUACCUGUUGAACCUAGUAAUUACAGUGAAGCAAUGAAUGAUAAGGAAUGGAUAGAAGCCAUGAAAUCAUAG
This is a messenger RNA of Sesamum indicum (sesame), 1071 nucleotides long. The record is from RefSeq and is a predicted model, not a curated record. NCBI's taxonomy places the organism in Eukaryota, Viridiplantae, Streptophyta, Magnoliopsida, Lamiales, Pedaliaceae.